CAAAAGGGAAAAGUGGAAUCCAGCCCACUUGCUGCCAAGUUCGCAUCCUAAUGGUUUCAAAAUGGAUCAAAUGAACAGAGUAAGAAUAGACUCAAGUCGACGCACCCUCCCACGACCUUGGAAUGCAUGCGAUCCGCCCCGCGCCCCCAGUGGCGCUCGUUCCGACAACCGUCGUGGCGUGGGACAUGACCUCUGUGUUCCUUAGCGUCGCGCUCGCGGCGAAUCUCGUCUUGACGCCGCUGAAAGCGUACUUGUGCGAGUCGUUUCCGUGGCAAGCCAGCGACCCGCCGUCCAUUCUACGCACAGCCUCGUCGUGGGCCGAGAAAGAAGUGUUUCUUUUAUCGCUAACAGCCGACCGGUACAACGACAGCGUCUUUACCGGCGAUGCCAACUAUUUCGAGGAUGUCCUUGCGUCGACUGUCGUGUACCGUCGCCUUGUGACGCGGCCGAUAGCGCCGAUCACCAACUGCGCCUUGGACGUUGCCACGCAGGUCAACGGAGGUCUCUUCCUGUCGCUGGGAACGCAGGCGGCGCUGUGUGCGUUUGCGGCGGCCAACGACAGUCAUAUGUUGCGCUCGUGCUUUGAGGCCCGGACGAUGGGCACCGUGGAUCGGUACGGCUGCCUCUGGUCCACGCUGCGCAACGCAUCGGAUGACUCGACGACGGUUUGGCUCUACUCGGCCUUUCAACUCAACGCGUCGCAUGGGUUUUUAAUCGGAAAGCUCGUGUUUCGCAUGCUCUUGACGCUGUAUAUGGCUCGGCGGGUGUGGGUCGAGUACUAUGUCCACUACAAAGUGCUCUGGACGCAGUGCGCGCGGCUACCAAACAUCACAAUUUGCAAGAUCUACAUGGGCGACCCGACAAGUAUUUUCUUGCUGCAUCCGGUCAUUUGCCUCUGCUUGGCGAUCGACAUGUGGCUCAGCGUCAACGUUGUCGCCAACCAAGUCGUGGCGGUGCUCCAGGUCGGUAGCAUCUACGCAUUCCUUCUCGGGGAUUUCUAUCUCUCGCGCUGUGUGUGGCUCUGCUACGCCUGUAUGGCCUGCACCUCGGUCGUGCUCAAGCGAUUCCAUUGGGAGCAUGUGUUUCCGCCCAUGGACCCAACGCUCGUGGCCGUGGUCGCCACGGCCUUGGUCGGACCUCUUACGUAUCUGCAAGGCAACAGCCUGUGCAUUCAGGCCUACGCGUGGAUCCUUAACGUCGCGGCCAGCUCGCCACAUGCCACGGAAGGCGUGUACGCCGUCUUGCUCUACACGUGUUCGAUUGGCGCGCUCCCCCUUGUGCAUGGAGCGGUGCAGUACAUACUCUGCCGACGGCGUUACGGGCGUGGUCCGACCAACUAUGCGUCGCACCAGUACAACGAUGUGAAGAACCAAGCGAUGCUGGUUCUCCAAUUUCUCUGGCUCGGUCCUGUGCCGCACACCAGCGGCGGAUCGCUCUACCAUGUGUUUGAUCAGUUCCCGGGCUUGAAGCGGUCGCCGUGCAUUAGCCAGCGCGGCACCGAUUGUUUUUUGCUCCUCUUGAAUACAGCCAAGCACCCGUUGGAGCUGCGCCGCCUCAGUCUGCUCUGCCACGGCCUCGAUCGAACGCGUGCGGCACAUCGCGUUGUCGAGGCCAAAGGUCCCGUCAUUUUUGGCCGCGUCAAGCUGACGACCUCGCGCACGAGCUACGAUGGCACGCGCAUCGUCUUGCUCGAGUCGUCGCUCUUCCAGAGUCCGUGGGUCGAAUAAUAGCCAAAUCGGCAGCGACUGCGCGUGGAUCGAAUGAUGACUUUAUCAUUUCGCC
Saprolegnia diclina VS20 is the source of this 1782-nucleotide messenger RNA. RefSeq lists its product as hypothetical. The transcript is spliced from 5 exons. NCBI's taxonomy places the organism in Eukaryota, Oomycota, Saprolegniomycetes, Saprolegniales, Saprolegniaceae. The record is from RefSeq and is a predicted model, not a curated record. The coding region runs from base 123 to 1727 and encodes 534 amino acids.